AUGAAAGUAUUGGUAUUGUUAACAUUUUUAUGUCUAUAUGAUACACAAGCUUCGCCGACUGACAUUAACUUACUUUCUUCCUGGUUAAAACAACAGCAAUAUACUAACCAAUCAAUCCCACAAAGUCUUGGUGCUGUAAAAGUUCAUUACAGUCCAGCAACUAAUGAUCAGAAAGGGACUGGAUACUUUCGUGUCAGUCCGUAUCUAUCAAAUCUGGGUAUGAUAGGUUUAUUGCAGGCGAAUAACACAUUCAUGGAUACAGUAAAGCUCUGGAUUGUAUGGUAUUUUUCACAUCUCAACCAAAAGAGUGCACCAAGUGGUGUACCUUUCGAACAUUUCUAUGAUGUUAACGGUAAUCAAGAAACGAUUUGUGUUCAACCUGGAUCUAGUACAUUUUGUAACUAUAAUGAUGCUACCGAUAGUGCUGCUGCCACAUUCCUCUACCUACUCAAGUCUGCUUAUACAUUUGGUCUUCCAAAAAGUGUUCUAGUUCAAUAUAAAGGAAACAUAGAAAAACUCGGCAACCUUCUUCUAAGUUUGCAACAGCCCGAUGGAUUACUCUGGGCAAAAACUGAUUACAGAGUCAAGUAUCUGGAAGACAACUGUGAAGUCUUUGCUGGCCUAAAAAGUCUUUCUUAUAUCGAGCAAUAUGUUUUCCAAAAUGUUACACAAGCAGGUGUAUAUAAUAAAGCUGCUGAUCGAAUUCAAUCUGCAAUUUUACGUGAACUCUACAAUAAUACACUGAAACGCUACCGUGUUGCCAAAUUUGAAAGCGGCACUUUCUAUGAUGCCAACCCAGAUAUCUGGUACCCUGAUUUACAAGCUCAGUUUUGGCCUCACCUAUGGGAAGUCGUAGCAUAUAAUGAUGUAAAGACUCAAAAUGUUCUCAAACUGAUGACGAAUCGCUGGAAUGAUUGGACGAAAAAUCCUACUUACGCUACAGGAUGGAUAGAAUCGGGUGUUGCUCAUGCAAUAUGGUUAACAGGCGACAAAAAUCAUACAAUGUUAUAUCUACAAGCUGUAAAACGCCUGAAGUUUCCUCUAUUUCCAUGGCCAUUUACAGUAACAGAUGCUGGUUGGUUAAUUCAGACAUUUUCACAACAGACCAUGGUCUAA
Rotaria sp. Silwood2 is the source of this 1116-nucleotide messenger RNA. NCBI's taxonomy places the organism in Eukaryota, Metazoa, Rotifera, Eurotatoria, Philodinida, Philodinidae. The record is from the annotation of a GenBank genome assembly.